UUUAUAAGUCAGAAAGUGAAAGGAGCGUUUUAUUUAUUUGAAUUCAUAGUUGUAAACAAAACUUGCACAUUUGUCAGGGAUAAGCAGCUCUUUAUUUGCUCGUGCAUCUUGUGCAUUGCAGGAAAAGGGUUUCUAUCCAUGUAUGUAUCCAUAAUAACAGAAUCAAACUUUUAUGGCGAAAGGUUAGGAAUGCUCCUGUUACAUAUCAGUCACUACAGCACUGUACUGUUCAAGGAACUUGAACUCGAGGGAAUGUAAAGCGCUGACGGUGAACGGAAUGUUUGUUUUUUGGUUUCUAAGGGGUGGAGCGAGUCUGCUCCUCGCUUCUCCACUUCUCCACUUCUCCAUGUGUGUUUUCCCUGCAGCUCAUUCCUCAUCCUCCCUGCUGACGUCUGACUUCCGCAUUCCUCGCUCUUCCCGAUCAGGGAUCAGCUCGAGACUCGAGCUGAUGCAACGAUUCCCGCUCUUCAAGAUCUACUCGCGACCUCCGGCUGACGUCACAAAGGGACUCCACUCGCUCACCUCGAGACCAAAGUCAGCUGUGGUCACGGGUGUUUGUGACAUGAUGCCGGGACAGAUACCGGACCCCUCGGUGACUGCGGGCUCACUGCCCAGUCUGGGCCCUCUAGCGGGCCUUUCUGCCACCACACUGACUGAACACCUGAAGUACGCCGACCUCUGCAACCUUGGGGCCAUGUUGUCCCCUUUACAUCUACUGGGGAAGCUGGGCAAGCGGCCGCUCCCUAUUAAAGCCGAGAAAGAUGAAGAGGAAGAGCGGAGGAAAAGAAGGCGGGAGAAAAACAAAGUGGCGGCAGCAAGAUGUCGAAACAAAAAGAAAGAAAGAACAGAGUAUCUACAAAGGUUUUGUAUCAACAGAUAGCACGAGUGUAUUGAUGUGCCUUCAACUCUUCCACUGAGAAUCUGAGCGUCUAGAGAUGAUGAACUCGGAGCUGAAAGCACAGAUCGAGGAGCUAAAGCACGAACGACAGCAGCUCAUACUGAUGCUCAAUCGCCAUCGGCCCACCUGCAUCGUGAGUACAGACAGCAUCAAGACGCCUGAGAAAGAGGCCAACCCUCUCCUGGAGCAGGUGGAGGCCAAAUGAGAAGGAACCACACAUUUCCAUGUUACUGUUUACAGGUCAGCUCGUCUCCAGCUAGCUGAAGCACUUGGCUCGAAGCACUUGGACAUUUUAGGGAAGAGAGAAUAGUGGCUCUGACCUGCAAGGUUGGAGUUUUGAGGCUAAACGAAGCAAGAAGAAACACACACAGAUGGCCUCAUUACAAAACUUUUGUGGGAUAGUUUUUUUCCUGUAAAAGUUUUUUUUUUUUUUGUGGUCAUAAAGUGCCUUAUUUUAGUCCAUUUAGUUUUUUGGAAAGAAUUGUGUAUAUGUUGUUCUGAAUGGAUGAAAACACUCAUUGAAUGGUUGGACAUGCAUGUUAACUGGAUGAUUCUUCAUGGACUGUCUCAACAUUUAUUCACCAUUUGCUGCCUUCAGUUGGGUUUUUUUUUUCUCUGACGCAGGCGUCAUCUAUGCACAUAUGUAUGAACUGUUUACAUCUUGCCAAUUUAUUAUAGUUAUGUAGUAUAUAAAUAUAUAUAUGAUUUUUAUACUUCCUGUACAUGGACUUAUCACUAGAUGUGAUACAUUUUAUGCAACAAUUUCAUAACCUCUAUUUCUGUGAUUUAUUCAAUUUGUUGUAUAGCUGUGAAAACUGUAAACAAUUAUUAAACAAAUUAUUUCCAAAGUUAUUUUGCAUUAC
Molecule: messenger RNA, 1761 nt
Organism: Cyprinus carpio (common carp)
Lineage: Eukaryota; Metazoa; Chordata; Actinopteri; Cypriniformes; Cyprinidae
Product: jun dimerization protein 2-like
Exons: 4
Coding region: 278-880 (200 amino acids)
Biological process (GO): regulation of transcription by RNA polymerase II
Cellular component (GO): nucleus
Molecular function (GO): DNA-binding transcription factor activity, RNA polymerase II-specific; RNA polymerase II cis-regulatory region sequence-specific DNA binding
Source: RefSeq, a predicted model, not a curated record